AUGGGACCUAAGCAUCUCUAUUUUAACUCUAUCUAAAUGGCUAAAGAAGGUGAAAGUUAUUUUUCUAUGAAAAAUAUUCCUGAAAGUAUGGAAAAUACUUAAUAUCCUACUUAGAAUGAAGAUUUAAUAAAAAUUGAAAAAGGUUUAAAUGCGAAUUAAUGUCAAUUGAUAUAUGAGGACGUGUAAAAAUUAACAAAAGCAGAUAAUAGUUUUUAAUUUACAGAAGAUGCUUUACAUUAGCUUAAUAAUUAAUGUCUAUCAAACACGAUUGAGCUAAAUGAAGAUAAACUCUAUCCUAGCUGUUUAGAAGAUGAAAAAAUAUAAAUUAAUGAAGAAACUAACAAAAAGUUUGUAACCAAAUCUUCAGUGUCAACUAGCUAAAUUUGCUGUAGUAGGAAAAAAUACAGUAGUGAUUUCAACUCAAGUAGUGUGAUUAAGAAAUAUCUAUAAUUGAAUAAAUAAGAUCAAAAAAGUAAAAUUUCUACCUUUAAUAUACCAAAUAUGUCUCCAGUUUGCUAGAGGAUUGUUUAGUAUUAAGAAAUGCUGUAAUUUGAAAAGGUAGUUAUUUCAAAUAACUUUGAGAUAUCCAAAAAUGAUAGCAGACUUUAGUAGUUGAAAACAAUAUAGGAUGAGAGAAGAAAAAAAAUAUUCUUUAAAAAAAGCUGGCUAUAAAUUUUAUAUUACAUAGGGAAAAUGAAAAGAAUAAUGUGCUAAACGAUUUUAUUUUUUAGACCUCACAUGUUGAGUUAAUGGCAACUAAAAAUAAUCAAUGAUGUCGCUAGUGAUUUUACAAUUUAGCAAUCUUCAAUUUAGAACUCAACUAGAAACUAAAAUUAUAAGCGUAUUAUCAAAAGAUAUAAUACACACUUCAUGAAGCAAGCAAACACAAUUACAUAUGAAGAGAGCUAAGAGAAAGAUUUUCAUUUAAGCAUAAUUACUAAAUACUUAUUUGGCGCUUUUAUCUUAGAUGCUGUUAGUAUUCUUUCUCUAUUAAACUUUUUUCUCCCUUAUGAAUAUGUUAUUCUCUUAUUCUUUGUUAAAAUUUUUAACUUUUCAAAAAUAAUUAACAAAAUUUAAGAGAAACUUGUGCUGAGCAGUGCAUAUACUUCAGGAAUAGUCUCAUUUGUCAUUUUAUUUCUUAAAGCUCUCUACUUCUGCCAUAUUUUUUCUUGUGGGUUUCUUAAGCUUGGACUUUAUCAAAUCCAAAACGAUAAAGGAUGGUUAAUUCAUUACGAAAUAGAUAGUGUCAAUAGAUGGACAUAAUAUCUAUAUAGCUACUAUUUCUCUGUAAUCACUAUGACAACGAUUGGAUAUGGUGAUAUUACAGCUUAAACUGAGAUAGAGAAGUUUUUUAUGAUCUUUUUCACAAUCAUAUCUUGCGGAAUUUUUGGCUACACUAUAAACUCAAUAGUUGACAUAGCUCUUUAAAAUAAAGCUAGAAAAUACCUAGAGUUUGUUAAUUCUGAAAAAUUUUCUGAUAAUUAUGUCUCAACCGAUUCUUCUCUUUCUUCUCUCUCAAGCUACCUUUAAAAUGAAAUUAAGUUAAACACAUGUAAGAAGGUACUUGAUAAAUUCUAAAUCCUUACUUAGCUAUUUUCUGAGUAAUUUAGACAAAGUCUCUCAUCAAAAAUGAAAGAAUUAGAACUUGCUCCAGAAUAAUUUAUUUUCAAAUAAGGGUAAUGCAUUGAGCCAGCUAUUUAUUUUAUAAAUUGUGGUGUGAUAUAAAUAGUUAAUGAAAAAUGCAAUACUUCUAAUAAAUAAGAAAUCUAAUCUUUAAAACAUGGAGAAAUUUUUGGUAUUGAAGACUUUUUUGGAGAAGUAAAUGAAAAAAAAUUUAGUUUUAAGAGUAAAGAUUCAUCAAGCAUGUUUUAUCUAACUUAGUCAGACUUUUAAUAAGAACUAAAAAAAUAUCCAGAUUAGGUUGAAGCUUAUUGUUAUUUGAGAGAUUCGAUUUAGUUUAAUUUUGAUUACAGUAAAAUAUCUAAGCCCUGCUUUUCAUGCAAAAGAUAUACUCAUGCUCUAAACAAAUGUCCUUACUUGUUUUAUGGAACAAACGAAAGCAGGAUUAUAUAAAAUUAUAAUAGAGAAAUAGGCUAAAUAGUUAAAGCCUUUGAGAGAAAAUCAUUCAAUAAAGUAAAUUCAUUAAGUAUUGAAAGAUAUGUCAAGUAAAAGGCUGAUGAGUUUUUAUUAUCUAAUUAAAGACAUUAGAUGAUUUAAUCAAGAAUUUAAUUUUCUGAAUUAGAAUUAGAUUAAUAAGAUGAUGAAACCUUUCUUGCAAAUUGCUCUUAAAUGGGGUAUAAAGAUUUUCAAUUAAAUAACAAUCAGCACUUAAUUGAAGAAUAAAUCGAAUAGUCAUAACCAUCCUCAGUAUUCAAUAAAUUUCCUAGUUAGUAGUUCAUACAUAUGAUAAGUACUAAAGAUCAAUAGAAAAAUGCAAAUAUAAAAACUUUUGAUUCUUCGAAAUUUGAAGUCGAUAAUGUACUGACACAAAUGUCUUCAUCAAAAAUAAAUAAUAAGGAACCAUACGAAAAUGCCUAAUUGUAUUAUUUUAACUCAUAAAAUUUAAUUAAGACAUUAGACAUAGACGCAGAAAUGAUGGUUAAAAAUUAAAUUAAAUCAAAUAGCAAUAUAUAGAAUGACUUUACCACAGUUUAUGAAAAAUCUUAAAUUCUUAUUUAAUCUCAAUUUUCUAAACAGAAAUCAUAGUAAUAAUCUGAGAUGUAAAAUUCAUAAAACAGUUCGAAUGCUUAUUAUAGCAACUAAUAAAAUAUUAAUGGUAAUAGUGGUGUUUUACUUAAAUUACCUUUGGGAAAAUCUAAUGCAACAUAAAAAAAAGAAAAAUCAAAUAGCAUAGAAUAAGUUAUUUCAUUUGGGAAUAUCCCCUAUUCUAAAACAUAAACGUUUAAAUCUUAAUCAAUUUAAGAUUAAGGAGGCUUAGGAUUAUUUUAUCAAGCAACUUAAUAAAAUUUUACUGAAUUAAAAGAAAUGAUGUACUCAAUUAUGAAUUACUUCUAGCAUUAAGAGUUGAUUGGGAGUGUUAAAAAAUAAAAGAAAAUAUUUGAAGAUAAAUAGAAAGCAAAUUGGUCAAUUAGCCCUCAGCUUAUUGGAGAUUUAGAUCUUGAUUCUUUACACAAUUACAAGACUUACUUUCCCAACUAUAAUAUUGACAAAGUUAUUAAAAAGAUGAAGCUUAAACUAGCAAUUGCUCAUAUGAAAAUUAAUUAAAAUUCUCUAGUAUAAUCAGCUUAAAUUAAAAAUUCUUAAAAAUAAUUUACAAAAUAAUAAUUAAAAUGA
This is a messenger RNA of Tetrahymena thermophila SB210, 3294 nucleotides long. RefSeq names its product cation channel family protein. NCBI's taxonomy places the organism in Eukaryota, Ciliophora, Oligohymenophorea, Hymenostomatida, Tetrahymenidae. The transcript has 5 exons. The record is from RefSeq and is a predicted model, not a curated record.